Molecule: messenger RNA, 1563 nt
Organism: Insectozyma verbasci
Lineage: Eukaryota; Fungi; Ascomycota; Pichiomycetes; Serinales; Debaryomycetaceae
Source: the annotation of a GenBank genome assembly
AUGGCUGAUUCAACUCAUUUAUUUGUAUUAAUUCAUGGAUUAUGGGGAUCUCCAAACCAUAUGCAAACAAUAGAGCGAUUUUUAAAAGAAUCAAUAGAUAAUUCAGUAACAAAUACAAAAAUUUCAACUUUACGUCCUGCUUGUUUUAGAUUUUGGAAAACUUAUGACGGAUUAGAAUUAAACAGUAAGAAAAUCAUAACUGAAAUAUUCUAUGAAAUAGAAUCAUUAAAACAGAAAAACAAUCUAAAUGUGACUAGAAUUAGUUUUAUUGGGUACUCACUUGGUGGAUUAUUAUCAAGAUAUGUCAUAGGGUUAUUAUAUGAGUUAGACUUUUUUAAAUCGGUUGAACCUGUGUUUUUUACAACUUUUGCUACUCCUCAUGUUGGAGUUCAUUUUUACAAUGAUAAUAUUUUCGAUAGUAUGGCUAAUUUUCUAGGUCCUUAUAUGUUUGGUAAAACGGGUGGUCAAUUAUUCAUAUCUGAUAAUGGUAAAAUCUUGUUAAACAUGGCUAAUCCGGAGUCAAUAUUUUAUAAAGGGUUGCUUUUGUUUAAAAGACAUAUUCUUUUGGCUAAUAUUAAAAAUGAUCGUACUGUUGCAUUUUUCACAUCUUUCAUUACUGAAUAUUCACCAUUUGAGGAGCUAGAUGAGAUUAAAAUCAAAUAUAUUAAGAAUUUACCAGAGGCUAGAAUUGCAAAUAAAUUAGUAAGACCUAAAUUUGUAGAUUUAACAAGAACUGAAAAAUUAUCAAUAGUAGAUAAAGAUCAAUUUAAAGGAAAUAAACAAGAAGAAACUCCAUUUGUAAGAAAGAAUAGAUGGGCCAAAAUAUUAUUCAUAAUCUUAUUAUCUACAUUUUUAGUUCCCUUAUGGAUCCCAUUUGUGUUUACAACUUCCACCAUGGUUUCAAUUUACAGUUUUAUUAAAAUUAAAAUUCAUUCAAUUCCCGAAAUUGAAUCUCAUUGGAAUAGAGUAAAGAAUUUUAUUUAUGAUAAUGAGCCAAUUGAUCCAGAAGAUUAUAAAAUGAGUGAAAAACAAAGAGAAAGAAGAUUAGAUUUAGAAAGACAUGAAAGUUUUAAAGGUGAUACUUCUCAUAUAACAGAAAAUGCAAUGGAUAAUGUCUUGUAUGCAGAGGAAAGAUUUAUGAAUAAGAGUAGGAAACCAGGAACUGUUGAAGAAGAUAAUAAUAAAUCAGAAGAUGCAUUGAUUGAAGAGAAAUUAUCCAUUUUAUCUACUCCUACAGAUAAGAAAUUAAUCGAUAUGAAUAUCCAAUCAAAUGAUGAGAUAAUUAAAGAUAUUCAAGUAUUACAAGAUUAUAAAAGCUUCAAAUUAUUUACUGAGGAUUAUAAAUUACCUUUGGAUAUUGGUCGAUUAUACAUUAUCUCAAAUUUGAAUAAAAUUGAAUGGGUCAAGAUCCCUGUGUUUCUUGAUGUUUGGAAUUCUCAUGAUGGGAUUGUUAGUAGAAGAGGUCCAAAGACUAAUCCAAAGGGUGCUGCUACUAUUGGUCUUUGGGUUUCAAUUUUAAGAAAUUAUUUAAAAGAAGAAAAAGAGGAAAUGGAAAAAUUAUAG